Molecule: messenger RNA, 2057 nt
Organism: Nilaparvata lugens (brown planthopper)
Lineage: Eukaryota; Metazoa; Arthropoda; Insecta; Hemiptera; Delphacidae
Gene: hdm
Product: meiosis-specific with OB domain-containing protein
Exons: 10
Coding region: 101-1504 (467 amino acids)
Biological process (GO): resolution of meiotic recombination intermediates
Molecular function (GO): single-stranded DNA 3'-5' DNA exonuclease activity; single-stranded DNA binding
Source: RefSeq, a predicted model, not a curated record
UAUACUCUAUACUUUAGCGCCUUUCGAUUAUAGUAAUAAUAAAGAAUUUAAGUUUGUGAUUUGUGAAGCAAUUUUCUGGCAAAGAAUUUUCACUUCCGAAAUGGCAUCAAAUGGAGUUCAGCGGAUGUAUUUGCGAGAAAUUUCUCCCAGCACUGCCAAUCAAGACAAUAUUUUUGUAGUAGCCAUUAUUAUAGCAAAACAACCGCCCCGCAUAUUCCCUGCAAAAAAUAAUGAGGCACCACGUGGCGUUUUCAAUUUCACAGUGCGAGAUUCUCCCACGCAUUACUCCAACGUUUCCGUAUGGGGCUCUGAUGCUUAUGUGAAUAUUAUAUCUUCAAGUUUCCACAUUGGAGAUGUUGUUGAUCUCAUCAAUGUCAAAUCAAUCUUCAAGAAAGCAAAUGAGAGAGAAAACCUGUUUCAGCCGAUGGUGACAUGUCAAUUCAAUCUGAUGAUCAGUGAGAGGACAUCUGAUAUGAAACUGCACAACAUCAAUGACUGCGCGCAGUUCCAACCUCUCCUGAGACUGCCGACGCAGCCCUCCAGUGAAGUCACUCUGCUCCAAGACAUUCAUUCCAACAAUGAAGUUCUACGUGGAAAGUUCGUCAAUGUACUGGUUGCUGUCCACAAUGUUUAUCCUAUUAGGCAGAUCAAGUCGAAGGAUGGUCGUGAUUUGGAAACACGAGAGGUGAUAGUGAUUGACGAGAGCUGCUCAAAGCUUUCAGUUCAACUCUGGGACGCAGACAAUGUCUACAGAGUCGAAAAUUGGAUUCCGCAUGAAACCGUACUGUUCAUAGCGCAUCUGAAGGUCGAUUGGAGUCCUUACAAAGCCACCAUGACAGGGAGUAUUGCUUCGCGAACUAUUGUCACCGAGAAUCCAUCACUAGCUGAAACACAAAGCUUGAAGAAGUUUGUACAGACAGUACCUCGCAAGACAAGGGCCUUCAUUGAUCAGCUGGCUUCAAAUUGUCCUGAUCUGAAUACCAUAACAAAUGUGAUGUCCUGUAAGUCGAUAACUAAUAAAGCGGCUGCUGGGGGAUUUGAAAAUAUGACUGCUCUGAUCUAUGCUUCGCUCCAGGACCUCGACAUUGAUGGAUUAUCUCCAAUCACUGUCACAAAAUGCAAGGGUUGUGGAAUGCAAGUGCCGGAAGACACAUUCACAUGCAAGGAUCCUGAAUGCCAGACUACUUCAGAAAGAAAGAUCAUCCCAUGCGAGACUGUGUUCAACCUGAGAGUUUCGCUGGUCGACCAUACUGGCUGUUUGCGUGAUUGCCGUCUCACCUCAAAUGCUGCACAAAAUCUACUUGGCUGUUCGGUGAUUCAAUUUGAGAGCUUACCCGAAGAAAAGAAGACUGAAUUGAAAUGGGAAUUCCUGAUGACCCAGUGCAAGGCCCGCCUUCUUAUUUUGCCGGCGAGCAGGGAAUUCGCUCGUCCCGUCAUCUCGGUAUUGAGCAUUGAAAAGGUGUCUGACUGGAGGGAGCUGACCGCCAAUCUACCAAUGUUCUAAUCAUAUCAUCAAACGUGUUCUAUUAUAUGUUCGAUUCAAUAAUCAAUGCCAAUCUACUGCAAUUGGAAGCAGUAAGAAUUGUGUGCAAUAAUAUAGUUAUCGGAGACAUAUCUUAAGUAAUAUCGAAAUAUUAGAUGUCAGAAAAAGCGACCACAAAUCAAAGAAAAAUAACUCAGAGAUUAUCUUAUCUUAGAAGAAGAAAGCCACUUAUUUGAUUAACAAGUAAGAGUUGAAAAGGAGUUUCAUUUUUUAUUUUCUCAUUGUCUUCUAGUUUUUAUAUUUCAAUUAAAGUUUCUCAUCGUCUUCUACCUUUGAAGUUUAAAAUUAUAAUCAAUUAAUCACUGCCUAAAAAAUGGUUUCUCUAGCAAUAGGCCUAUUCUCUAGCUUAGCUUACUAUUAAUCAUCAAGUAGGUAUUCAUUUAACGAAGUUUUUAAUAUUAAGUUGCAGACGCAAAUUUUAUACUCAUUAAUAUCCUUGAAUUCAACAUUUGUAAAUUUAGUUAUCGUUGUUACAAAAAUUGUUUGUAAAUAAAAUGGAAAUUUUCUAGUCGGA